AUUGUGGUUCGCUUGCAUGACUUUGACCUUGUUGGCAUACACAGUACAUCUUACCACGAUCAAUCCUCCCCCCUGAUAACACACCUUCUAGUAGUGUCAACCAAGGCGGUUUUCGCGAUAAUUAUAUAUUUUCUUCCUUUCGUCUUUUUCGGAAGCUAAAACAACCAGACAGGGCAGAAUCAGCAGAAAUGGUUAAGGUUUUCCUCACUGGGGCCUCUGGCUAUGUCGGCGGCCAGGUGCUUCAUCAAAUCGCCGCAUCGAACUCCCAACUUGACAUCACGGUCCUUCUUCAGGACAAGCAAAAGUCCACAGUGGUCGCUGGUGCUUUCCCGUCCGUUCGAGUUGUUUUGGGGAGUCUGGACAACGCCGAAUUGGUGCAAAAUGAAGUAUCGCAAGCAGAUGUCGUGCUGAACUUGGCUGCUGCCGGGCAUCUCAAGGGUGUCGAGGCGAUCCACAAAGGCCUUUUGAAGAGAAGCUCAGUCAAACCCGCAUACUGGAUCCAAAUAUCAGGCGCCUCAGCUCUAGCCGCCGCCGAGCUCGCCUCCCCAUCCUUCACCCCAGGCUCUCCCUCCGACGCAAUCUUUGACGACGUAUCUGACAUCACCAAGCUGCGCGACCUAAUCCGCGCGCAUCCAGGCCGGGCGGUCGACAACUACAUGCUCAACGUCGCCGCCGGCGCCGAUAACAGCAAAAUCAAGACGGCCGUUGUCUACCCGCCCAUCAUCUACGGGUUGGGCCAGGGGCCAGUCAACCAGCGGAGCAUCCAGAUCCCGGAGCUGGCUAAGACGACCAUACAGCGGGGGCGGGGCGUGCAGGUUGGCGAGGGGCUUGCACGGUGGGGCAAUGUGCACGUUAGGGAUAUUGGAAGGCUGUUUGGUUUACUGACUCAGAAGGCGAUUGGUGAGGACGGGGGAGACGAGGUAUGGGGUGAGAAUGGGCUCUAUUUGACGGGUGUUGGCGAGCUGACCUUCGGGGAAAUCUCAUCCAAAAUCGCGGCCGAGGCUGCAAACCAGAAACUUAUCAGCUCGGAUACCCCUAUUGAGAAGCUGGUCCGGCCGGAUGCCGACACGGUGCUCCCGCAUGGAUCCGUCUUGUUUGGCACGAAUGCCAGGAGCAAGGCGCGGCGGGGCACGGAGUUGUUGAGUUGGAAGCCGGAGGAAGGGAGCUUGGAGGAGGAUGUUCCGCGGACGGUGGCGAGAGAGGCGGAAAGUCUUGCCGAAGCAAAGAAGACAAAGGGAAGCUAAGAUUCCAACCGUUCAGAGUGAAAUGGCCCCUUGAACUGGUCUCACUAGUACCCUCAAUGCUUGAAACGCUGUCUGUUUCCCUUACCCACCGUGUGACGACUGUUGAAG
Messenger RNA from Pseudomassariella vexata, 1352 nucleotides. RefSeq lists its product as uncharacterized. NCBI's taxonomy places the organism in Eukaryota, Fungi, Ascomycota, Sordariomycetes, Amphisphaeriales, Pseudomassariaceae. The transcript is spliced from 5 exons. The record is from RefSeq and is a predicted model, not a curated record. Bases 189 to 1244 code for a protein of 351 amino acids.